Amphiprion ocellaris (clown anemonefish) is the source of this 7958-nucleotide messenger RNA. It is a transcript of the gene c23h4orf54, whose product is annotated as chromosome 23 C4orf54 homolog. NCBI's taxonomy places the organism in Eukaryota, Metazoa, Chordata, Actinopteri, Pomacentridae. The coding region runs from base 181 to 4620 and encodes 1479 amino acids. The transcript is spliced from 2 exons. The record is from RefSeq and is a predicted model, not a curated record. Gene Ontology annotation, molecular function: zinc ion binding; ubiquitin-protein transferase activity; protein binding. Gene Ontology annotation, biological process: protein ubiquitination.
AUAUGUGGUGAGCUGGAAUGUCUGGAGCGCCUCGGUGUCAUCGGAGUCUGUCUGGCCGGACUCUGAGCUCUGCAGCAGCUCCAUCUCUGCCGGAGGCACGGAGGAACCCUGGGGGGCUCCAUCUCUGCCGCUUCAUCUCCGACAAACACCAAAUGUGAGCUCAAAGCUGCCACUUCAGCCAUGAAGACUGAGCGAAGCUGCGUGGAGACGUCGGGGACGCGCCGGCAUGUGAAAGAUCUGCUCCGGAAAGCGGCGGAGGAUGAGGCGGAGAAGCAGGACGAGAGGAAAUACGUGGAUUUGGAGCUGGUGGAUUUAAAGACGAGAAUAGACGGAGAGAAAAACCAAAUGUCUGUUCUGAUUAGCAACAGCGGCGCCGGAGCUGUGCGAGUAACGGAACCGAAGCAGGAGUUGGAAACUAAACAGGAGGAAAAGAAAGAUGCCAAAGUUGUGGAAAGUGGAAAAGAUGUGACGGAGGAUUUUGGAGACAGAGGCGAGCGCGUAAUUACGCAGCAGCAGGUGCCCAAAACAGACAAAAACACACAGGAAGCUGAGGAAUUUCACAGCGGGGGUAAUCAUGUGAGGAGGAGAAGUGAGUCUGAUGACUAUGAGGAGGAUGAUGAUGUUAGUUUGGUGCUUUCUGAUGACUGCGUCCUGUGCGUAACGGAGGAUGAGUCCCAUUACAUUACCACACACGAGAUCCAGCUGUCGGAGCUGUCGGACAGCGAGGGGGACUACGACCUCGGGGUGGGCUCGUCCACCAGCUGGGACGUUGAGGACGACAACCAGGUGUACUCAUUUGUUGAUUACGCUUCUUUUGACGCUGAUGGAGCGGUGGGGGAGAAAGCAGCAGCAGCAGUCAGCACUCUGCUUGAAAGUGAUCUGAGCGACGCAGCCAAGUUCGCCAGCUCAGAUGAGUGUGCGUCCAAGCCCCAGCAGGAGCAGCAGCAGCAGUGCGGUGGCAACGGCGCGGGGCAGAUCCACCUGUCAAUCAGAACCACUUCUCGAGCUAUAAAUGACCCUAGCAACAUCCAAGAACAGGAAAACAUUCUUUAUCAUGCCAGGCGCUCCGGGGACACGAGCCGCUAUGUGUUCAGGGGAGUUGAUGGGAAGGCAGAGACGUUGUGUGACAGGGCGAAGUGUUUCAUAGCCGCGCCCGGACGCCUGCACUUUGGCGGCAAAUUGAGGGGAAAAGAGGUCACCGAGUAUUCCAGCGGCACGUCCAGCGCUGUCAGCGAGCUGGACGACGCUGACAAGGAGGUGCGCAACCUGACAGCCAAAGCUUUCAAGAGCCUGGCCUAUCCCUACUUUGAUGCCAUUAAUUUCAGCACCUCCAGCGAGUCCUCUGCGUCAGAGCAUGGCCUGGGGAUAAACAGGUGGUCCACGUUUGUAGACCUGAAAUAUGGCAACGUGAAUGUGUCCCAGGGUUUGGACCAGAGUGUGGUUUCCCAUCAAAACACAGACAAUAGAGGGUACAAAGGCGUCGCACUGGCGAGCAUCAAACCGCCCACCAGCAAGAUCUUCACCCUGAACGGGAACCCCCACGGCGCGUCCACAAAGAAAAUAGAGCUGAUGGGGAAAUUCGGCCAGGGCCACGGUGGGGUGAUCAGGCUCACGGAGACGCUGAAUUUCCGCUGCAAUGUCAAAUCGGGAAUGUCUGGGGGAGAAAGACGCACUAACUUUGCACAAAACGCAGCGGGAUCACGUUCCACAGAUGAAGUUACCAACAGGCUGCUAAGCGGCCAGAGGAGAGGGGCCGGCAAGUCGCCCUGCAAAACCAUGGAAGGCACACACAAGAAGGCCAUAUUCGCCUCCAGCCUCAUCAAAAAUGUCAUUUCCAAGAAGAUGCAGUUCGAGCAAGAGCGCAAGAUGGAACGAGGGGAGAUCAGCGAGCCGCACCAGGCGCCUUCCCCGUGCUUUACGCACCAGGAGGGCGACGGCCACAGGGGUAAGGGGAGCAGGGAGCUGCACAGACAGAGCUCCAAGUUCUCAGAGAGCAGCUCCGACUACGCCAUAAUGUGCGUGGAUGAGCUGGGGGACUUCGUAGACAGCGGCUCAUGUGAUACCAGGAGCGACUCCCGGAGACGCGACGGGGCCGCUCCCGCACCAGAAACUAAUUUGGAGCAAGCGAAUGAAGCUGGAAUCGAUACUAAAAAAGGCGCAUUGGAAGCGUCCAAAAGCACGUUGCUUCGCAGCCAAAAUAGCGCGUUCAGAUGCUGGAAGGACGAGGAGCUAGAGUUUCAAAAGGAUCAUAAAAACGACAAAACUCCGGAGGGGAAGCUGCCUUCAGGUAACGACAAACAAGGAGAGGGGGAUCAGGACGCAGCAGGAGGCAGCAAACUCACGAAAAUGUCGCAUUUGUUUGUGCCAAGUAUCCAACUGGUGUCCAGUGACGGAGAAGUCGGACAGCAGCUGCAGAGCAGGAAUUAUUCUCCAUGUGGAGAUGGAGGCGGGAUAAAACUGCGCUCUGACAACACUUUAUACAUCGCAGAUUCCAGGAGCGUGGCCACAUCGAAGUCUCCGGAAAUUAAAAUUAACUUAAGGAGCGUCAGGGACAAUAAAACGGAGCCUUUUGGCGUCUCCAAGCUGCGCGCUCCUAAUAUAGGCUGUAACGCGGCCAGCCUCAUCAGGACGGAUGACUUCAAAUGCCAGGCGCUGGCUGCGGCUCUGAAGGGUGAGUGUUCGGAUAAAGUGCCGCAUUUCAUGGUGAGAGACAUUAGAGAUAAUAAAGGGAAGCUGCAGACCCCGAUCCACCAAGUCAGAGACGUCCGGAAACUGGUGAAAAGUUCAUAUCAUUUUGUUUCUCUGGACAACAACGAAAACAAACCCAGCUUCGCCCCUGCUGAGAGCCACUCGGAGCAAAAGAAGCAAAUGUCCUACAGAAACCCCAACUCCGUGUCCCCCAUAGUGAUAAAGUGUCAGUCUGUGAACACGAAUAGUAAUGGGAAACAAUCUGGAAAUGUGGAGUUAGUUAACCAGGAGCCGUGUGACGCAGACAGGUCGUCUCCAGAGGGCGCUAAAGGUGCCGCAGUGCAGAGGGCAGCAGGGAGGGCACCCAUAGGCGCCUCAGAGGAAAGCAUUGGGUUAAGAAUCGAAAGCAGAGCAGCUUCAAAGAGGCAAGAAAAAAUAUCAGACGCCACAGAUAAGAAACCCGAGUCCAAGAUGGCGAACCAGGUGGCUCUGGAGAAACUCCAGGCUGCCGUGAAAACCAUGGAGCAGCUUUAUGUGUUUGAAAAGAAUGAAUGGAAAAGGAAGAACGAGCCUCAGCCCCUGAUUGACAGCCACGUUCUUUCACUGCUAGCCAGCGAGGAGCACGGAGGACCUGAGGAGGAUGGAGGGGCGAGAGGUCCUGGCAUCGAGAAGCUCAUCAGAAGAAACUCCUACCCCAACGCCGACAAGACGCCACCGGCAGCGUCUCCAGGUACCGACGGCCUGCUGAGACGGGAGGACAAAGACCUCUUCAGGGCCCUUCAGACGUCCAGCGGCCGUGAAGACAGGCUGGUUGCUAAGUCGGUUCAGGCCCCGAGCACCACGGGGAGCAAAAACAUGUUCAGCCUCAGCUCCACCCUCAAGGCCUCCGCCGCCGCGAAGACAUCCCAGCAGAGCGCCAUCGCACAGCUACCAUUUAGCACCAAGAGUUUUGUCCCCAAGUCCCCCAGACUGCCCGUUUCCUUAAAAAUCAGCCAGACGAGGCUGAGUGGGGCAGAAUCGAGGGAGGUGGACAGGGUUGCACAGGAGUUUUCGAGCACGUCGGCUGAUAAUGAGAACUACCUAACCAUUCCAGUAAAGCCUCACCCAAGUAGCAGCAAACCGCCCCCGUCUGCUGAGAAAACAUCAGUGUACACGUUUGCCCCCCAGUCAAACCCAAGUAACCCUUCAGGACACCUCGGAUCCGUCACCAGAAGCCAGGAAGACCACAACCAGACCCCUAAACACUCCAGCAUCGUGAUGGAGACGCGUUCGCCGGACAUCCCCUCGGCUGCCAUCUACCACUCCAUGCCGUUGGGUUUGCCCACCAAUCAGCCUCAGGUCUACUGCUUCUCCCCAGCCAUCACCCCAGCCCCUACCCUGGACCCCUUCCAGGCCAUGCAGAGGAAGAUGCUGCUGGAUCCCACCACUGGAAGCUACUACCUGGUGGACACUCCAGUGCAGCCGGCCACCAAGCGCCUCUUCGAUCCAGAAACCGGCCAAUACGUGGACGUGCCGAUGCCUCAGCCUCCCAUGACGCCCGUCCCCAUGCCCAUCUCGCCUCUAGCCCUGAGUCCGGGGGCGUACGGUCACACCUACAUGAUCUACCCGGGGUUCAUGUCGCCGUCCGUGAUACCCGCCCGGACACUGGUGCAGUCGCAGAUGUCGGUGCAGUCCGAGGCAGAGAGCGUGGAGAAAACACAGCCGACGGAGGGGAUGUACAUGGAGAGUCCCUUCUACAUGGCCACCGGGAAGUCUCCACAGGUGGCGUCCGGAGCUCAGCAGCAGCAGCAGGGUGGCGCUAACAGGCCGCCGCAUGGCUCAUCCAGCAUCAAGCAACCGGUUAUCAGCAUCACCUCCCAGCAAGGGCCCCGCAUCAUCGCCCCGCCCUCGUUCGACGGGACCACCAUGAGCUUCGUGGUGGAGCACAGAUGAACGUCAUCUCACGUGGAAAGGUCUGAGCUCUGAACUGAUGCCGGAGCGCUCUGGGUUUGGCCUCGUCCUCAUUUCACAUUUUAUUUUGUCGUUGGGUCUUUGGAUAAAAGGACAUUUUGCUUCACUUUUUUUAUAACUUGUACAAGUUUUGGAUUUCUUGCUUUGUUGACACACUGUAAAAAAAUUUAAUUAAACACUUUAUUGACAGGUCUGUAUAGUAGACUUGCUAGCACGGUGAUCAGUCACCCCCUAACCAAAUCAGGGUUUAAUUCUAGAAAUUCUUUAACAGCUUUUUUAAUUAAGUCACAAAUAUUAACCCAAUAUACACAGUAUGCCACCAAAUACGUAUGCCACUUAACCAUUUCUAACCAUUUCUUGUGAGUUAUUUCGAUAAAAUGCACAAAACUUUCACAGAAAUGUCAUAAUUAGUUCAUCAACCUCGAUUAAUUAAUUUUUAUGAUCGCACUAAAGAAUCAAAUCAUCUGUAAACAACAUGGAAAACUAAAGAGCACAUCAUUUAUAAUACUAGAAUCUUUAAAGGCUCCAUGAUCAUGUUGAUUAUAUAUAAUAAAUCCCUGUCACACAUGAGUCAAAUUGGCCUUUAUAAUGAAGCAUGAAGAAUAAAAUUAUCCAAAAAAAUUUAAGUGAAAUAUAAAACAAACAUGUGAGGAUUAAGAUGUGUAAAUAAAGUGAUCUACAGUGCAAAAAAUAUGUCAUUUGGUGGGUAAAAAGUCAGACUUUAAAGUACAAAAUUGCUUUUGUGACUAUAAAUCCUCACUUGUGCAUUUGUAGAUUUUUCAACCUCUUUGUGGAUCAAAAUUCUGUCACUUAUGAAUCUUACUUUGUACUAUUUUUCCUUGUAAAAUGACAAAAAAAAAUCACAUGCAGAGAGCAAAUACACAUUUCACAUGAUUGAGAAGAUUUACAAAUUUAAAUGAGGUUUUUUGCACUGAAAAGGCACAUUUAUAGCUUAAAUUUGUGCAAAAAGUGUAAAAUUUGUGCGUAAAAAUGCACACACUCAUAUGAAAGAUGAUGCAUAGUGUUGACUGAAGGCCCCACUAGCAUCACAUGGUUCCAUCUGUGUUUGAUUACAUGGUCCAGGAUUAAAUGUCACUGCUCGCUGGUGACUUUAAGAGCAGUGAUGAGACUAACAAAAGGGAAAAUAAGGAUCCACAAAUGCACAGAAGGAAAUUUUUUUAAUCCACAGCAACAGUUGUGUACUUGAUACUAUGAAUUUGUACACAGAAAUGUAGAAAUAUAUGCAUUUUUUUGCAUUGGAGCUUCAUUUGCACUCUUAACUCUUGUUUAAAUCUAUGUUUAAAUACAGUUUCCCUCCACAAAAAAGGUUUAAAGAGCAAUGCAGCUACAGAAUUAUAAUACUGACGUCCUCUUUAGCUCCGUUUGACAUUAGUUUCUGUGUGUAUCACUGUUUCUCACACAUUAUAAUGACACUGAGGUAUUGUUUUGUACAUAGGAGUUCACUGGUUGUGGAUCUGCUGGACAGUCCAUCCUUUUAUUUUGAAUUAAUUCUGUUACUUUAUUGCAAUUAAGCUAGAAAAAACAAUAUUUUAUAACAUUUGCUGUUUUAGAAUGGUUGAUGUGUUUGUUAUGAGAGAAUGUCACAUGUCUUAUUGAGUUAUGUUGUAUUAUCUUAACUUCGAUUUUCUAAACUGUAGUAACUAACUGUUUAGGGUUUCAAUGUUGUUUCCUCACAGUUGCAUUCUACUAACUUGGACUAAAUUGUGGAGUAUUUUGAUAAUUUUCGUUGGAAAAUGUCUAAAUUAAGUGGUUAUUUUUGGCGGGAACAAACUGAAAAUUAAGUGGUUUGCUCCAGCCGAACAGUUUUUUGGGGGGAGCAAACCACGUAAUUUUCAGUUCGUUCCUGCCAAAAAGCUGGCUCAUGUAAAGAUAAACUAACUAAAGUGGAAAUCAACAAAAACUUCUGUUGAGCUCAGUCAGGAUGCUUUUAUGGGAAUGACUCUACUGCUAAUAGUUGUAUGUUCAAGUCACAGCGCCCUCUAUUGACAGUCAGGUGACAUUGCUGCUGAGCCAUGAAGUUGAUGUAGGGAGGAGGUGGGGCUCGAUGGAUGGGUUAGCAGAAUAGAAGACGCUAGAAACAACCCAUUUUUUGGACAACUAGCAAAAAAAAAAAACACAAAGAAGGAACAAACUACAUCUUUCCAUCAACAAGAGAAAAAUAUUCCUUCAAUUUAAUCGUGAGCUGCUAUAGAAACAGCUGAUGAGUCAUGUGAAUUAAAUGUUCUGUAAAGCAGAACUUAUUUGGGUUUGACAUGACCUACAAAGUCCAUUAACUCUUCUUCAAACAAGUCAAUCACCACCUCAAGUACUUGGGUUUCAGUGGACUUUUUUAAUGCAAGGCAUCAAAAUGCAAAUAAAAUCUUGUUGUAGAAACAUGAUUUUCAACAGUUUACCUUCAGGGAUAGCUAAUGCCUAGUAGAUAGUUGUCUAAAUAUAUUUUUACAGUCGGAAUGCACCGACUCUUUAGUCAGUUCCAUAUAUUUAAUACACUUAUUGCCAAAAUAAAACUGCCAUACAGUAUGUGAUAAUCUAAAAAUACCAUCUCAGUAUUUCCUAGGACUUUUGCAAUAUCAUUUUUAAAUUGUACUUUUCAAUCUUCAUAGAUUCGGAGUGGUGUAAGUCUUCGAAAACGGCAUAUGUUUCUGAAAAAUCCCCAAAUAAUCCACUUUUUCCAUUAAUUUACAUUUUAAAAGUCUGUCCUGUUUUGUUUUUCUGAGCUUCCUGGGCUUUAUUCUAAGUAGUAAAGUCAUCCAUUACCGUAUUUUGUGGUUAUUGCAGCAGAUUUCAAUGUGCAUGAUGAUGGUCUUUUUGUACUUCUAUUUAACGGAAGUAAAGUUGUGUAUACUGUAUGUGUAAAUACUUUUUCCAUUAGAGGAUGUGAUGCUUUAACGCUUUACUGACGGAUUCUGGGACUUUGUUGCCUCAGUCUAAAGUAGAGACUUUUAAACUACUGCAUGAACUUACCAGACAGAUGGUAACUUUUUUUGGAUGGUAACAGGAAGUAGGGUUGUUAUUGAGAGGAGGGAUGAGGAGGUUUUAGACUUUAGGAGGAAAAUGGUGAACACACCAUGGGAGACAUUAUAUGGAUGAAGAGAUAUGAAGCAAUGAAACAUGUACAGUGUUUUGUUUAAAGUAAAAACUAGUUAAUAUGAAUGUUUCUAGGUUUUUCACUCUGAUAUGUUUUGCAGAUGUACAGUGUCGGGUCAGAAUUGUGUCACAAAUACUGCGGUGGGUUUUAUUAGAUGCAGUUUUUAAAUGCGCAUUGUGAAAAUCCAAUAAACAUGAAACCCUUUUGCAAA